Molecule: messenger RNA, 2235 nt
Organism: Purpureocillium lilacinum
Lineage: Eukaryota; Fungi; Ascomycota; Sordariomycetes; Hypocreales; Ophiocordycipitaceae
Biological process (GO): proteasome-mediated ubiquitin-dependent protein catabolic process
Cellular component (GO): nucleus
Molecular function (GO): protein-macromolecule adaptor activity; protein binding
Source: RefSeq, a predicted model, not a curated record
AUGCAGCGCCAUGCUUCUCCUCCGCCACCGCCGUCCAGCCCAACGGCUGCGGCAUCGUCGUCGCCCGCCAACCCGUACCUCUCGCCCACGCGAUCGGCCCAACGCAAGGAGAGGCGCGUUCCCUCCGUGACGCCGAGGCGCUUCAGACGCUUCUUCACUCCGCGGUCUCUCCCCGGACCUCGCACCGCGCUGGGAGUCAUGGAUUCUGCCGCUGUUAAUCGCCAGUUGCAAACUCCCGUCUCUCUAUCUGGGGACCUGCUCAGCUCGGACCCCAUCUGCCCUUCGUCACCCACCGAGCGGCUAGGCGCCAUGGACGACGAGGAUUCGGAGAAGCGGAAGCGUGACGAGCAAGCAGGGCCGGCGGUCAAGAGGAGAAGAGGCAUCACAUUUGCAGACGCCCUGCAGCCGCCGGCCUUGUUGCGUGUUGAUACCGAGAACCUCCCCCGACAUGGAGCAUCGGAAGCGCAGCGCGCGGGAUCCGAGGAACGGCUGCCUCUGAGCGAGAGACGCAAGGCCACGCUUAGCCAGUUCUUCAAAGCUAGUCGCAGAGGUGUCCCCAGUCCGCACGAAAAGCUCCUCCUUCCCAGCCAAGAUAUUGUCGUUGGAGACGACAAGUCGUCCACUCUACCGGAACGCUAUCAACCACAGCCUAUCCGCAAAUUCCGCAACCGCGGCUUCGAGGCCCAACUCCUCGAUCGCGAACACGGCUUUGCCUCGCAUCAUGGCCGCCACCUCCUCAACACUCCGGCAUGCGACUCGCGGACACAGACCGCAGACUUCUACAGCGACAGCACCGACGUCCACCACUGCACGCCCAUCGAAGGACAGGGCAACUGCAUCCCCUUUAGCCUGGCAAGCUGCCACAACUCGGCCAUUACCGCCAUCGGCGACGAGCAGGGUUACGUCCGGCUCUUCAAGGCGUCCAAGGUAUCUUCCGAUGAGGACAAGCUCGCCGCCACCAUAAAGGCCCACGACAACGCCGUCAUGGACCUCGACUUCUCCAGCGACGACAGUCGCCUCGCGACCGCGUGCGGCGACCGCUCCGGCAGGAUCGUCGACGUGCCGACCGGCACUGUGGCCGUCGAGCUCGGCGGCGGCCACUGGGACUCGCUGCGUCAGAUCUCCUUCCAGCCCGGCAAGGACAACGGCAGCGUGCUCGCCUCCUCAGACAGGGCAGGUCGCGUGCAAAUCUGGGACCUGCGGUGCUCGCCGCUGCCGGCACAGUGCUUCUCCACGAGCCACGUCUUCCAGGACCGCGACACGGCGCUCGACCCCUUCGCCGCGCGCACCGUCAACACCAUCGACAACGCCCACGAGCGUACCGUACAGGGCAACACAUCGUCGGCUUCCGUCACCGCCAUGGCGUGGCUGCCCGGCGGCCGCGAGCACCUCCUCCUGACCGCCUCCGAGGCCAACGCCUCCAUCAAGCUCUGGGACACGCGCUACAUCAAGCCCCGUCGGCAGGCCGAGGAAACGCCCCUCGCCAUCACGCCCCAGCCCGUCACCCACGCCUGGCGCUCCUACGGGAUCACCUCUCUCGCCCUCGGCGCCGAUGCCUCUCGCCUCUACGCCGUCUGCAAGGACAGCACCGUAUACGCCUACUCCACCGCCCACCUCAUCCUCGGCCACGCCCCCGAACUUCUCGACAACGCGUACCGCCGCCGCCCCGCCGGCGUCGAGGGCCUCGGUCCCCUCUACGGCUUCAAGCACGACAUGUUCCGCGUCUCCUCCUUCUACGUCAAGUGCGCCGUCCGCCCAGCUCGCGACGGCGCGCCUGAGCUUCUCGCCGUGGGCAGCUCCGACAGCUGCGCUGUGCUCUUCCCCACCGACGAGCGAUACAUGCGAUCCGCCUGGUCCCAGGGCGAGCAUAUCCUCCGCGACAUCUCCUUCUCAUCGUCAUCAUUCACCAACGCCGGGGGCGCCACGAUGCCCUCCCAGUCCUUCACCUCGUCAUCCUUCCUGACACCCUCGGGCCCCCACCCGUCCUCCUCCCCGCUGCCCAUCUUCCGUGGCGGCACCCCGCUCGUCCGCGGCCACAGUCGCGAGGUCACCACCGUGUCGUGGGCCGCGCAGGGCGCGGGCCUCGUCAGCGCCUCGGACGACUACAUCGUGCGCAACUGGCAGGAGGACUCGGACCGCGCGCGCCACCUUCGCACCGUGGGCGAGUUUGGCGGCGAGAGGCACCUCUCUGGUUGGGCCGACGUGGGCGCCGACUGGGACGAGGACGAAUGCUGA